Penicillium salamii is the source of this 2217-nucleotide messenger RNA. The record is from the annotation of a GenBank genome assembly. NCBI's taxonomy places the organism in Eukaryota, Fungi, Ascomycota, Eurotiomycetes, Eurotiales, Aspergillaceae.
AUGGAUUCUUGGGCAGAAUCCCAGGGGCCGGCGCGCAAGAAGAUGCGAAAGGGAACCAAAAGUUGUACAGAAUGUCGGCGACGCAAGAUCCGAUGUACUUUUCACCCUGAUCGCCCCAGCGUUUGCAAUGAAUGUCGAUCCAGAGGCUUGAGUUGUGUUGACCAAGAGCAUACUGUCAUAACUCCUCCACUCUCGGGCUCAGGCUCCCAGCACGGUGAACAGCCGUAUAGUCUCCGAGAGCGAGUGACGCAAUUGGAGAAUAUCGUAGAUGGGUUGACUAAACGAUUAGACCGACAAAGCACAACAACACCACCUCAUGAACGCCAGGAGACAAAUUAUCCAGCGCAAUGUAUGACAACCCAGUCAAGGCCACCGUCUGCCCAGCUAGACGAAAUAGGCCCAUGCAGUGACCAGAUCCAGAACGCACCUGUUCUACAAUUGUUCGACAACUACCUCGUGAGCCGCCGGGAAGACCCAUCCAGCAAUGACAAGUUUGCCGGAAUCAGAGAUAUGUCACCCAAGGCACAAGCCGUGCGGGCAGAGCUGAUCGCUCUCCUUCCUCCCAAAGAAGACGUCAAUGAAAUCAUCAAUGCAUCCUUCCAUGGGUAUAUAUGGCAGGAUCACUUCCCUGACAUUUUCUUUCAAUGUGGAGACAGGCUUGUGAUCAAUGAAGGAUGUUGUGAUACCCUGGUGGCCCCCGCCGAAGUCGCGAAAGCCUUGAUGUGCCUUUGUAUUAGCGCAGCACAUGCACCGCCGGACUUUGAUUGGAGCAAGUUGAGUGUACCUCGUGACCCAGCUACCUUUCAUCAUCAGUUCAUGGACGCUGUCGACAGGACAAUUGUUCGCGAUGAUGAGUUUGCAGCCACUUUGCCCGGCAUAGAAGCUCAAAUGCUGCUCUCUAAAGUCUACCAGGCCGAAGGUCGGCUCCGAAAAGGCUGGUUAGUGAACCGUCGGGCAAUUGAAUUUGCUCAUCUGGCGGGAAUGCACCUGUCAACCAAGACACCAAGGCCGGGGGAUUCUUUGUUCGAUCGACGCCUCAAGCUUUGGUGUGCACUCGCUGUCUCGGAUCGGACACUGAGUCUAAUUCUCGGUUUACCUUAUGGAAUAGCGGAACAGUUCAUCUUGCCGCAAAUAGAGCAACGUCUCAAAUCAAACCUGACAGCCCCUGAAGAAUACUUGCUGCGCAUCGGCAUUUUGACCGGCCACAUGGUGGACCGUAAUCAGGAUCCAACUAGGAUGACACUGGAAAAAACCUUCCAACUGGAUCAAGAAUUGCAAGACUCUUGGAAGUGCAUGCCAGAUCGCUUCAAGGCCGCGGAACCCUUUUCAGACGAGAAGUGGGAACAUUAUAUCGAGAGGGUUCCAUUGCAAUUCAUGCUCAAAUUGAUGCGCGCCUUUCUCCAUCUUCCAUUGAUGUUGAAAUCUCCACUCGAUUCUCGGCUCUACCCUAGCCACGUCAUCGCACUUCAGUCCGCAAGAGAGGGCUUGGUAUUGUACAAAGUUCUCCGAUCCAACAACAAGCACUACAUGUGCAAGAUGCUCGAUUUUAUGGCCUUUACUCUCUGUCUGCUUUUAAUCAUUCACCUGGAAGGCUACUCAGAUGAAAUGCCUGACCACAGCAAAGAGCAAGAUGAAAAAGAUUGGGCGUUGGUCAAAGAUCUCCUUGACAUUCUACGUCUGGCAGCUAAAGAAACAGGAGGCUCCGUUGCAGCCGAAUCUGCCAACAUACUCGGUGCCAUCUUUGACACCAGGAAUUGUAAAAAGGACUGGUGCAACUUCUCAACCUGCAAAAUCACCGUGCCAUACUUUGGUACUAUCGCCGUAGGGGCAGGAACAAAAUUCUCCAAGGGCCCCAGGCACAAGGAACAAUCAUCCACUGGGACAGAGACUUGCUCAGGACAGUUCCCCAGCCAACUAUAUACACCGCCCAUGUCUGAUCAGGAAGUCUCAUCAAUCGCAAAUACCGAUGGCGCGAAUGGCCCUUCUCUCACACCGACCAUGGGCCCUGGGUAUCCAGACGAAUCCUGGCUUCCGCGAGGAGAAGUGCCCCAGAGUGACCAUCCACAUGUCGCCCAAGAGAUGAAUGCGUUCAGUGGACUGUUUGAUGACUUUGGCCAGUACAUGUGGCCGAACCCCAAUGUUGACCUUGGACUUGAUCAGGGCUGGGACCUGAACUGGCUCGAUGGAGUGCCGCCGUCAGGGGUUCCACCAUGCUAA